Molecule: messenger RNA, 1498 nt
Organism: Cicer arietinum (chickpea)
Lineage: Eukaryota; Viridiplantae; Streptophyta; Magnoliopsida; Fabales; Fabaceae
Product: probable choline kinase 2
Biological process (GO): phosphatidylcholine biosynthetic process; phosphatidylethanolamine biosynthetic process
Cellular component (GO): cytoplasm
Molecular function (GO): choline kinase activity; ethanolamine kinase activity
Source: RefSeq, a predicted model, not a curated record
CUCAAUUUCUUUGAAAAUCACAAGAUUUUUGUGCUCACCUUCUCUCUCCUUAUCGCCGGCCACCGUUGCAUCACCCCUUCACAUUGUUCCUCUUGAGGCUUAAAAUUUUGAAGCAAAAGGAACUUGUGAGAUAUUGAGUAAACAAAUUUUGGGGUGUCAUCUUUGGUUGGAUAAUUAAGGAGAGUUUUGAAAUGGGUGAAGCUGAAGAUCUUGUAAAAACCAAAGAAGUUGCAACACAAAUUAGUAAUGUAAUAAAUGAUAAAGAAAAUUAUCUAGAUUGUUUACCAGAUGAAGCAAAGGAGAUAUUGAAAUCAUUAGCAAGUAAAUGGGAGAAUGUAUUGGAUCCAAAUGCAUUGGAAGUUAUUCCUCUUAAAGGUGCAAUGACCAAUGAAGUUUUUCAGAUAAAAUGGCAAACAAUAGAAGGGGAAAUGUCAAGAAAGGUUCUAGUUAGAAUCUAUGGUGAAGGUACCGAUAUUUUCUUCGAUAGGGCUAACGAGAUUCGAACAUUCGCAUUUAUCUCGAAGAAUGGACAAGGACCUCGUUUGUUAGGACGGUUUCCUCAUGGUCGCCUUGAAGAGUUCAUUCGCGCAAGGACAUUAUCAGCACCUGAUAUGCGCGAUCCAUCUAUUUCGGCUCUUAUAGCUUCCAAAAUGAAGGAAUUUCAUGAUCUUGACAUGCCUGGUUCGAAGAAUGUGAACCUUUGGGAUAGAUUGCGAAAUUGGCUUAAUGAAGCGAGGCGCUUGUCGUCUCCGGAUGAAGUUGAGACAUUUCAUUUAGAAACAAUGGACAAAGAAAUCUCUCUUCUGGAAAAGGAACUGUCGGAAACUCGCCAACGAAUCGGGUUCUGCCAUAAUGAUUUACAAUAUGGUAACAUCAUGCUUGAUGAAGUGACAAAUUCUGUGACCAUAAUUGAUUAUGAGUAUGCAAGUUAUAAUCCUGUGGCAUAUGAUAUAGCAAACCACUUCUCUGAGAUGGCUGCUAAUUAUCAUACUGAAACUCCACAUGUUCUUGACUUCAGUAAAUAUCCUGAUUUGGAGGAACGUCAAAGAUUUGUGCAAACAUAUCUAAGUUCAUCAGGUGAACAAGCUAGUGAUAGUGAAGUGCAACAACUACUUGAUGAAGUUGAAAAGUAUACACUUGCAAGUCAUCUAUUGUGGGGUCUUUGGGGAAUUAUUUCGGAACAUGUGAACAAAAUUGAUUUUGACUAUGAGGAAUAUGCAAAACAGAGGUUUCAAGAGUACUGGUCAAGGAAAAGUGAUCUUUUUAGCAAUGAUGAAUCCAAUGUUACUGCUGGUGGUAAUGGGGAGAAAGCAUUAGCAUCAAUCGCCAAUGAAAAAUCAGAAAAGAGCCCUCCUAUCUCAAAGAAAUUGAAGAAAUUGUUUGGUCUUAGUUUAUUUAGAUCAAAACAGUAGAACAAUGUAAUAAUCUAUUUUCACAUUUAUGAAUGAAAAUGAGAAUAAUCAUAAGAAAAAUAUAGAGACGAAAAUGUACUACAAGC